Molecule: messenger RNA, 1733 nt
Organism: Sinocyclocheilus grahami
Lineage: Eukaryota; Metazoa; Chordata; Actinopteri; Cypriniformes; Cyprinidae
Exons: 2
Coding region: 778-1413 (211 amino acids)
Source: RefSeq, a predicted model, not a curated record
GGAAGUAAAGGUAAACAACAAUGGCUUGGACUACCAACCUUCAGCUGCUACCGCGAUUUAAUAUUUUAGAUGUCGAAAAAUGGGCCGAGGAAGGAUGUCGAAUCCCACGAGCUGUAUUGUUAAAGGGAUACAGCAACUGGAUCGAGGGCUACGUCACCGAUAUUGAAGGUGGAAUUUCCAUCGGAAGGUUCCUUCGUCAUUGGCCUGUCAAAGUGCAACUGCAAAGCUGGCCUAGGUCACUGCAAUCAUCAGAUUGGGUUACUGUAUACCCUGGCACACUAUAUCAAACUGGGAUAUAAGUCCAUUCCACCUACUGUUAGUAAAACCUCCCUACCACAGACAUGGCACGUUCCUUCACGGUCUAUGGGUCUAGCCCCUAAACCUAUUAAUACAGUAAAAAUAUCAAAAUUAAAGCCCCCAACAGCUGAUCCACCACAAACAUCCUAUAAAAGAUCUCGUCAUGGAAUCAUACCCAACAUCUACUGUCCUAUUCCAAUCCCUUUACCAAGUGAUCAGUUUGCUAAUGACCUUUGUGAAAACCUUGCUAAAAUUGGAAGCAAUAGCCAAAUGUACAAACUGCUGCUGGCAUCAAGGAAAUACCCAGUGGACAAAGUUGAAUCGGAAUUUGGACUUCUGCCCCAUGGAUCAGCUUUGACGUACCAAGCCGUUGGCUUACCCACCACAACCACUGAUCACUACCCACCUUUUCCUCUGCCACCACAACCGUGCACUUACUAAACAGUUCAAAAUGAGAAGGAGAGUACUUUCUAUAGAGGUAUGACUGUUACACCCUCUGAUGCUGAGGCACUAGAGAUAGAAACCAGGGUACAGAGUGACAGUAAGAUAUGGCACCGUGUUCGUUCCCAGCGUCUGACUUCAUCCACUUUUAAAAGAAUAGUCUCACGAGUUGCAGACUUCAGCACGCUUGCCACCAGUAUGCAGAAGCAGAAAAGGUCAGUGCAGACACAAGCCAUGAAGAGAGGCCUGGAACUGGAGCCAGAUGCAGCUGCACAAUAUGAGCAGGAAACCGGCAAUCAUGUUUUCCCUUGUGGCUUUGUCAUAAAUCCUCAUGCCCCCCAUUUAGGCGCAUCUCCUGAUCGAAAGGUGGUUGACAGUUCUGGUGCUCUGGGGUUGCUUGAAAUCAAGUGCCCUGAUGUAAACAGUGUACUUGAGUGCAAAUACCUUUCUGUAAAAGAAGAUGGUGUGCUUGCUCUGAAAACCAGCCAUGAAUAUCAUUAUCAGAUGAUGGGACAAAUGGGAAUCACAGGGAUGACCUGGUGUGACUUUUUUGUCAAAUCCAGAAAUGACUUCCAUCUAGAGCGCAUUGACUUUGAUGAAGAGAAGUGGGAGUCUGUAAAAACUAAAUUAGACUUGUUUUUCUUCAACUACUGGCUGCCCAACCUGUGCUUAUAAAUCAACCUGUGCUUAGUGAGUAACACACACACAAACACACUUAACAAUCAAUGCACACUUUCGAUAAUUAAGUAAAUAUAUGUACAGUUUUAGAACAACUAAUUUCUACAUUAAAACAAAUAACAAUGUUAAAAUAUUGUCAUUGCUAUUUAUAAUAGAUUUUCACUGUAUUGUAUACAUAAGUACUAAAUAAAUAUUUGUAUAGUUUUAGAACUCAUUUCUAGAUUAAAACCAAUGAAAGCUAAUGGGUACAAAAUAUAUAUAUUUUUAUUUCAGUAAUUCAAUCCAUGUAAUUUGUACAGUAGAAAGACAAAUAUACA